AUGCCCGUGCCGAAGGACCCGUGGAGUCCCAAGCUCGGCCAGAAGGACGGCUGGGGGCGCCUGAAGACCCCGCUGCUCACCUGUGGCGGCUUGGCGCUGGCGUUGGAGCUCCAAGCUGUGGUGCGGCAGCUGAGGGCCAACUGGCGAUUGCGCAGGAGGGGAGAAGAAGUGAAGCAUGGAGAUGAUACACAUCUUAAAGAUGGCUCACCGAAAUCCUGUCUCAGUGUUCCAGCGCCGACAGAGAGGAGAGGCUCUUACCCUUUGGUUGACAAGCACAUCGUUAAAGCCAGUGACCAGCAGAGGGAACCUGAGUGGGUCAGGAGGAGGCACAUGAAGAAUUUGCUGAGCUUCCAGAGGUUCCGCCACGCUUCGCGUCUCCUGAGGGGGUCGCUGCCUCGCACCCCUGAAUCUUUACAUCUGGUAGACUACGACUACCUGGGCCAGGCUGCGCACAUGCUGCCAAAAGUGGGCACCUGGAACUUUGACAUUUUCCUCUUUGACCGCCUCACAAACGGUAACAGCCUAGUGACGCUAAUGUGCCACCUCUUCAACCUCUACGGCCUGGUUCAACACUUCCAGCUAGACAUGGUCAAACUGCACAGGUUUUUCAGCAUGGUGCAAAGUGACUACCAUUCACAAAACCCUUACCACAAUGCCAUGCACGCUGCCGACGUCAUCCAGGCCAUGUACUGCUUCCUACGGGAGCCCAGACUAGCGGAGCAGCUGAACCCGCUGGACGUUUUCCUCGGCUUGAUGGCGGCCGCCGCCCACGACGUCGACCACCCCGGGGUCAACCAGCCUUUCCUCAUUAAGACACAACACCACCUGGCGUCGCUCUAUCAGAACAUGUCAGUACUGGAGAGUCACCACUGGAGGUCGACAGUAGGCAUGCUUCGACAGUCGCGAUUGCUGUCGCACCUCCCCGCCGACAUAUCGCAGAAAGUGGAACAGCAGCUGGGAUCGCUCAUCCUGGCCACCGACAUCAGCCGGCAGAACGAAUUCCUGCUGACCUUCAGGGCGCAUCUGGACAAGCGAGACUUGGAUCUGAAGUUGCCCUCGCAUCGACACUUUAUUCUACAGAUCGCCCUCAAGUGUGCCGACAUUUGCAAUCCGUGUCGAGUUUGGCCACUCAGCAAGCAGUGGAGCGAGAGGGUGUGCGAGGAGUUCUUCAGGCAAGGUGACCUGGAGAGGAAGUUCAACUUGGAGAUUAGCCCGCUAUGCGACCAGCAAGUCGACUCCAUUCCAGUCAUCCAGAGCGGUUUUAUCUCAUACAUCGUGGAGCCUCUUUUCGCGGAGUGGCGGCGCUUCAGCGAGCCCAGCGCCCUGAGCGGCACCAUGAUGGCCAACAUGCGGCAGAACAAGGCCCGGUGGAUCCGUCUGCUGCAAGACGGCAAAACGCGACCUCUCGAAUCGGAGGACGUCUCUUGA
Molecule: messenger RNA, 1428 nt
Organism: Nerophis lumbriciformis (worm pipefish)
Lineage: Eukaryota; Metazoa; Chordata; Actinopteri; Syngnathiformes; Syngnathidae
Source: RefSeq, a predicted model, not a curated record